Acanthaster planci (crown-of-thorns starfish) is the source of this 4020-nucleotide messenger RNA. RefSeq lists its product as uncharacterized. The record is from RefSeq and is a predicted model, not a curated record. Lineage: Eukaryota; Metazoa; Echinodermata; Asteroidea; Valvatida; Acanthasteridae.
UGUGGUGGUUCACCACGGACUGUCCUCAGCUCGGGAGACCCCGCUCUUCACGCGGCCGCCUGUCCUUCUCAAGUGUGUUUUGGCGUGAGACUUGGUGUCGUUUGUUACCUUGCGUUUUGGGUUCAUCGCGGCUUAGCUCAACUUAGCACGGACAACUUGGCAGCGGAGUGUCAUCAGGCACCAUGAUGGAGGGUAACAGCCCGUCGUUUUACAACUCGCCGUUCGGCUUCCACAAUGAUCAGUUCGUCGGGCCGCCAAUCUCUGCCAGCACCGGGCCUCACCGGAGCUACAGCCCGCCUCCCCCACCGGCCUGCAUCUACGCCGACAAGGCCGGGCCGCAGGUAGGGGGCUACGGCGGAGCCCCUAUGGCCGUAGUGGAGUCCCGGGUGGACGAGGGCCUGCUGCAGUACCCGCGGAUGACCAACAUGAACAUGAUGACUCUGGCCAACAUGACACUGCCCCAAGACACGGCCUGCACGCAGGCCUGUGGGGCCGGCACGGGAGCCGCGCAGCCGUGCGACGGCGUCCGGGAGCCCAUGCAGCACCAGGCUGGCCAGCUCGGCCACACCGUCAUGCCGGGGACUACAGCGGUUGCUGCCUGCCGGGGAUCAAAUCAAAACCUCGGAGGCAACCCGGGUGCUCACCACCACACACCCACGGCCCCGGCCGGCAAAACAAAGGCGGACGAGAGAAACCAGAACCUCCCCUUCCCCUGGAUGAAAACUACCAAAUCGCAUGCUCACAUGUGGAAAGCAAACUGGCCAGGGUGGGCAGGAGGGCAGCGAUUGGCUAGCAUGCAACAACGUCACGACGCGGACGGCAGAUGCCUCGUUUCAGGCGCAUCCUUUGUCGACUUUGACGAGAACAAGCGCACGCGGACGGCCUACACGCGGGGCCAGCUCUUAGAACUGGAGAAGGAGUUCCACUUUAACAAGUACAUCUCACGGCCUCGCCGGAUCGAGCUGGCGGCUAUGCUCAACCUGACGGAGCGCCACAUCAAGAUCUGGUUCCAGAACCGCCGCAUGAAGUGGAAGAAAGAGGAGGCAAAGCGCCGGCCCUCGGGCGGCAAAGCCGAAAAGGAAGACGGCGACGAGAUCAAGCCGGACCUCAAGUCCAAUGGGGACUCGUCCUCGGACAAGGAGGAACUGUCCUCGGAGAAGAGUCCUCUUUCACCGUCCAGCGACCAGCUGCAGGCGUCCGUCAAGGUUGACCCCUUCUCUCCCUCCACGUCUCCCCGGAGUCUCUCCAUGACGGCGGCGCACCCAGGAGAACAUCUCAUCGUCAAGUCUUUCUGACAAUGAUUUCUCUGUAAAACUCUCCCACCCCUCCUUUUGUCUCUUAGGACUUUAAAAAGAAAAAUCUAAACGACUGUGGAAGCGUUUAAGAUUGGAUUGAGCUCUUACAACAGUCUGAUGGAUUGCGCUCUUCCGUCCAAGUAUUGAGUGUAAUGUUGUAUGCAGCCAGUCUGACCAGUGAAGAUUGUGAAUGAAUAGCAGGAAAGCGCCGGAAAUCACCAAUAGACAAAAAUUACAACUCGCGCCAGUUUUUGGAUCUUCUUGUGGCUGUGGCUUUGAGUCUACAUUCUAUGUACAUGUACGCGUUGACGUUACACUUGCACUGGGUACUCGACUAGCCACAUCCCUAAGCCCAGAAAGUGACUGGUAGUUUUGCUGAGGUUUCUGGGACUCUAUAGCGUUCAAUCUUGAUUCAUUCAAAUUCUACGCAAAAGUGUUUCCCCCAAAUGACGAUGUCGUCUGUUAUCACCAAAUUUUCUACACAAAUGAAAAUCCCGCCGAUAUCCCCACCAGAAACUUGUGUAUACCAGUCUUUUCAAAUGUUUAAAUAAAUGUUCGAUGUUGUUUAUAACAAAGGAGUCUGACAAAACACACUGUAUUGCUCGGUUGUAUGAAAGCAUGAAGUGCCUGGUUUAAGCAAAAACACAUGGUGGCUUUUGUUUUUCAAACCUGACAAGAAUGUCUGUGGAAGUUGUUGAACUGCCCUGACCACAGAGAAAGAAUGUAGUUGUGUGCUGACCAAUGAGAGCUUAUAUACUUCGACCAGGCUGGCACAUUGAUAGCCCAGCCAUCCAAGUUAACAACCUUCGAUGGUUAUAUCCUCUGCUUCACUCUCGCUCGUUCUUCUAAAGCGGGAGCAUGACUCGCCACGCUGUCACAAUUUCUACCAAUAUCGACCUAGCCUGCUCAACUCCGUCCAGCCCUCCUCGUUCUUCCCUUGGUUCCUUCCCUUCCUUUCCUCCCUCGUCUGUGAGCCUCCGUCAAGACUGUUCAACAGCUGUUACUAUAGGUCUAAAUGCAGCAUGGUGCUGAAUUAACACCGCAUAUUUUACGGUGCGUUAGUUCCUUGAGAGAGUGACAUUUAGCAUUCUGUCCUUCAAGCGGAGCAUUUCAGAGGAGUGUGUAUUCCAUCGUAAAACCCAACAUACGGGACAAGAAAGAAAUUCUCACGACAGCGCCAUCCAUUACCGGGUCUGAAGUCCCGCAAGUCAUUCCACGAAUUUCAGACAUUUUGUCCAAGAGAGAUUUUGGGGUACAGUGUGUUCAACCUUGGUUCCCUCCUCCCAAUUGUGUAGAAACCGCUCUUUUUAUGAAGCUAUUCCUUGACGUUGUGACUUUCCAUUGGCCGAAUUCUAACAUGAACUAAUCGGUUACUUUUCACGACCGUUUAUUCAAUCGCAGUAUUAAUAUAGUUCAUGUGUUGCUUUCGUGCUUGGUUUCAGUUCCCAUUUAGCAGUGCUCUUCGAAUGUGUUGCAUUGAGUCUGUUUUCCCCCACAUUUUUUUUUAACCACUGCUCUUUGAUGUCUGCGCAAAGUUAUCAACCAAAGCAGAUCACUCAGACAUGUUGACGUUAAGCGUUACCGAAAAGCAUUAAUCAUUUUGCGCUUCCAAACAAAUUUAUAUCCCAGCCAAAAGAGAAAACGAAUUUAUAACUCGCAGCAGCUCGUGAAUCAUCACAACUUUUAAAUACUCAACAAAAUUACAAAUGAGCAGCGUUGACGGGGUCUGCAGUUACACAUGCAGAGUAUAAAGUUUUUUAUUGCUGGAAACGAAAACCUGGUGGAUUCUAGUCACGUGCCACGUCACGUGUUACUGUUCUUGUCCAGAUGGAUGAUUUUUUAGGGGGAGCAAUAGUUACUGAUGCCCAAAUCAUGUUUUGUUUUUAUUGUUGCCCACGAAAAUUUAGUCAUGCGCCCAGUUUGUCCUACCAUUAGUCUUGUGUAGCUGGGGUGUUUACGGGGAGCAAUUGCUGCCUAAAUCACUAUUUUUGCUCAUCACCGAUUUGUUGGUGCACUUCCAUCGAUAGUGGAAAUGUGGGGGUGGACCAAGUUACUUGGCGGCGGAGAGUUGGGGCUGGAGGGCUGUACGCUCAUUUAAGAGCUUUGUUAAGUAGUGCGAGACUGCAUGGGGUUCGUCAAUAGGAAGGUUAAGGGAAAUUGUAUUGGACGGGUAAAAAAUUAAACAUCUCCCCGGCCUCUUGUUUAGGAGAAUCUAGUGUUUGACAUCUGAAUUAUAAAGAUUUGUACUUAUGGUGGAACGUACAAUCUUAAUUUGAAAAAACUUCUCUCUUCUACGUGCCAAAUGUUUUCCUUUUACGUCAUUAAAUUAACAAUCAGUAGAUUUUGUUUUAUUUGUUGUUUUUUCACUCCACUACUCGAUUUUGAAGUUUAUUAAGUUUUGUAUAUGAACUGGUCUGAUUGGGUUAUUUUUUUAACCCAUGACGCCAUUGCUUAUACAAACUGAACAUCACCGAUUCAGCAUUAUUGUAGUGACAAAGUCGUAUUUGUAUUAUAUCAGUUAUUUUUGGUAUAAUGUCACAAUUUGGGUUAACUUAAGAAAAUAAUUCUUAUGUGUCUUAUGCUUGUGUACAUAACCUGAUACAUAUACACAUCUAAAUUUCAUUCCGGUCAUCGGGCACUUUGCCUGAGGUAUUGUCCUGUAUAAGAUUUGAUUAAGAAUUUACCAAAGAUUAAUUGUGUAGAAUAAAAGAUGAAUAUAGUGCAA